Molecule: messenger RNA, 1959 nt
Organism: Astyanax mexicanus (Mexican tetra)
Lineage: Eukaryota; Metazoa; Chordata; Actinopteri; Characiformes; Acestrorhamphidae
Gene: dlx2b
Product: distal-less homeobox 2b
Biological process (GO): negative regulation of transcription by RNA polymerase II; cell differentiation; embryo development
Molecular function (GO): DNA-binding transcription factor activity, RNA polymerase II-specific; RNA polymerase II cis-regulatory region sequence-specific DNA binding
Source: RefSeq, marked provisional
AGAGAGAGUGGAGUAGACUUCAGGAAGGACUCCAGUGAACUACCUCGAGCACCCUCACGGACUCAUCAUCAUCAUUAUUAUCAUUCACGCAUCGUCUCCAAAUUAGCGGUAAACCCAAGGCUGGAUGCGCUAAAUUGCGCGAUUGGCACAGGUCCGAUCCUCGCGUUCCAGAGUUCCACAGCCGCCGCGCGCAUCACAGUUCCAGUCCAUCCAGGAUGACCGCGGUUCUGGACAGCCUCGGCUCGGAUAUGCACUCGAACCACCUUACCUCCAGCACUUUCGGCGGCGUGCACAAGGCGCAAGACUCGGCCACGUUAGCGGCAUCCACGGCCGGUGAUGGCGCAUUCUACAGCGUUCCCCAGACCGGGCACUGCGCCUCGGCAGCCUACGCGCCUCUCACCACCUACCCCUACCAUCCAGCAGGAGUGGGCAACGUUCACUACAGCCCCAAGGCUUACGACAUGGGACUGGGAUCCUCUUACAGCGCGUACGGAACCUACGGAGCCAGCACUUCACCCACACCUACGGAGCCAGAGAAAGACGAGAGCGAGCCGGAGGUGCGCAUGGUGAACGGAAAGCCAAAGAAAGUCCGGAAACCACGAACCAUCUACUCGAGCUUCCAGCUGGCCGCGCUCCAGCGCCGCUUCCAGAAGACCCAGUACCUGGCACUGCCCGAGAGAGCCGAGCUGGCCGCCUCACUGGGGCUUACACAGACUCAGGUGAAGAUAUGGUUCCAAAACCGCCGCUCCAAGUUCAAAAAGUUAUGGAAAAAUGGAGAGAUCCCCACAGAGCAGCACCUUUCCUCGGGCGACUCCCCUCCUCCAGCUUCGCCGCCGCCUCCUCCUCCACCACAGGCAUCCUGGGAUUUCCCACCACAUCAGUCUCAAAGCGACGUAGACCCGAGCGCAGAGCCCGCGCCCCCCAACACCACAGCCCCGGCCUUCCUCAGCUCCUACCCCUGGUACUCCAGCACGAACACACACUUACAAGCCCUACAGCCCCUCACACAGCACCAGCCUUCGGUCCAGGCCAUGGGCGCGGGGGCUCUGUUCUGACCGCUGGUGCUGCGGGACAUUGUCGGACUUGUGCGCAAAAACGAGCGCAGGAUGGACAAAAAAAUAAAUUAAUAAAAUCCGCGAAAAAGGGUCAAUAGCACUCUGUGCUGUUUUUUUAAAUGCAUUUUUAAUGUAAAAUUGAAUUCUGCUGAACUUUUUUCUCAAAGUUUUAUUAUCCUUCAUUUUCUUUCAUUUCCAAAAAAAAUUUAAAUAUCUAUAGAUACAGCUUUGGAAAAAAAAAAUUAAGAGACCACUUCAGUUUCUGAGAUUCUCUGAUUUUGAUAUUUAGCGGUAUAUCUUUGAGCAAAAUGAACAUUGUUGUUUUAUUCUAUAAACUACAAACAACAUUUCUACCAAAUUCCAAAUAAAAUAAUCCACCAAAGCACGUUCUCCUCCACCAGUCUUGCACACUGCUUUUGGAUAACUUUAUGCUUUAUGUUUCAUGGUUUGUGUUCAUUCAUCUUCCUCUUGAUUAUAUUCCAGAGUUUUUUUCAUUUGGUAAAAUCACAGAAACUCAUCCUUUUUAAGUGGUCUCUUAUUUUUUCCCACAGCUGUGUAUUUGUUUUGUUUUGUUUUUCAAUUUUGCGCUCCAUUUUUGGGCGCACUUGCAACCAAUGCAACGCACAUUAAAUUAUUUUUCUAUUUAUUUAUUUGUUGUUUGUUUGUGGCUUCGGUUUUUUUUUCUUUCUUUUUGUUGGUUCUAGUUCUGGAGGCGCAUGCCCAUGUGGUGCGCAGGACUGUUUAUAUCACACUUGCCAAGUUACAAAAAAACGGGAAAAAAAGGAAACGGGCGGACUUUUCUCGAACAUCGUGGACCUGCGGUAUCUUACACUGCUUCAGGCAUUGAGGAGGAUUAUCACCGACCGUGUUUCCACUGCCUGUAUAAAAAAUAAAACAAAAAAAG